Molecule: messenger RNA, 1104 nt
Organism: Cavenderia fasciculata
Lineage: Eukaryota; Evosea; Eumycetozoa; Acytosteliales; Cavenderiaceae
Product: Dyp-type peroxidase family protein
Exons: 2
Coding region: 1-1104 (367 amino acids)
Cellular component (GO): cytosol
Molecular function (GO): heme binding; peroxidase activity
Source: RefSeq, a predicted model, not a curated record
AUGUUAAUUAAAAAUAUUUGGUUAAAACAAAAUUUAAGUGUUUUCCUAAUACUGGUAACACUACUUAUAUUUAAUGGAUUGGUAAUGGGUGAUCAUGGAGGCGAUCAUGGAGGUGAUGAUCUCGAAAAAAUAUUCACAGAUAGUUAUCGAAAGGGUGCAGGGUGUAAUGAUAAGAACUGUCCACCAUUUGGAUCGACAAACUCUGUUGCUGCCAUUGCACAAGAUGGCAUUAUAUCGGAAAAUAGCAAGUUUUCCAUCAUACUAGAGGCCAGCAUUACAAACUACCAAAAUUUUGGCAAAAAGAUUAAAGAGUUUCAAGAUAUCUUGAGAUCACUUCAAAGGAGAUAUCCACAAGCUGGACUCUGUUCAGUGGUUGCCUUUGGUAAUAAUGCAUGGAAAGUAUUGACCAAUAAUGAUCAAAGUGCAAAUCAAUUGAAAAACUUUGUUCAAAGAGGUAAAGGUGAAUUCAUUGCUCCAAGUACUCAAAGAGAUAUAUUAUUUCAUUUACAAUGCAUACAAAUGGAUGUAUUAUUUAGUUUGGCAUUAUAUACUAAUAGAACAUUUACUGGUAGUAUAAAGAUUGAAGAAGAGGUACAUUGCUUUAAAUGGGAGGAAAGUAGAGACUUUAUCGGAUUCAUUGAUGGUACUGUCAAUCCUGUUGGUGCAGCCAAUCGAACCAAUGCCAGUCUUGUUAGCGAUGGACAAGAUGUUGGUGGAUCGUAUAUCAUGUCACAAAGGUUCAGACACGAACUAGAUCGAUGGUCAAAGGUACCAGUAAUGAUCCAAGAACAAAUAGUCGGUAGAACCAAGGACAACAGCACCAUUCUUCCUCGUGACCAAAGAGAUCCCAAUGCACAUGUAGCCAAGACAUUUCUUGGUAAUAGAGUACUAAGAAAGUCAAUGCCCUAUGGUGUUGUCAAUGGUGGUGAUAUAGGUCUCUACUUUAUCAGCUAUUCCCAUCAUCUCUCGUUUAUGGAAGACCAAUUAAAGAGUAUGUUUGGUGAACUUAAUGGUCAAUUUGAUAGACUUUUAAAUUACACUAAACCUGUCACUGGUAGUUAUUGGUAUGCUCCAUCUCUAGUUCAAUUAAAUAGAUUAAAUUAA